Messenger RNA from Megalops cyprinoides (Indo-Pacific tarpon), 6593 nucleotides. RefSeq names its product adhesion G protein-coupled receptor L1-like. Gene Ontology annotation, cellular component: postsynaptic density; axon; presynaptic membrane. NCBI's taxonomy places the organism in Eukaryota, Metazoa, Chordata, Actinopteri, Elopiformes, Megalopidae. The transcript has 26 exons. The record is from RefSeq and is a predicted model, not a curated record. Gene Ontology annotation, molecular function: latrotoxin receptor activity; carbohydrate binding; G protein-coupled receptor activity. The coding region runs from base 1089 to 5654 and encodes 1521 amino acids. Gene Ontology annotation, biological process: adenylate cyclase-activating G protein-coupled receptor signaling pathway; cell surface receptor signaling pathway; heterophilic cell-cell adhesion.
CAAUCGAUCGAUCGAUCGAUACGUCGGUAAAAAUGAGUUUUUGUUUUUUUUGCCGAACAAGACAAGUUCGACUGUGGACUUAAGGAACAAAUGAAUCAGUUAAUCAAUGUGCAAAUGCAUAUUUUGUUAUUUAGUCAUAGUCGGGUAGUUUGUGAGAAAACUGAUGUUCGAUUAUGUAUUAAUUUAGCGAUUGCUGCCGCUGAAUAACGAUUAUAUUUUUUAGAAUUGGAGUACUCAAAUUUGUAAAGGAGAAGCUUUUUGAGGAGAAAAUCAACACUUCGACACACUGACAGAGAAAGACAGAACGACUGAUCUUUUCUCAGCGCGACGACAUGCGUCGCAAAGCAAACCUCUGGUAUUUUUUUGCAACCGCCAUCAAAAGAGAAUCUUUAUUUGCGUAAAGGCAGCAGCCUUGUUGAUUAUGGUAGCCUUUUAUAAAACCAGAAAAUCCGCUUUAGUUCAUUCUGUAUGUUUGUCUUUUUAUUUUUGUUUUAUCAACGUAAUUUUCUGAUGCUUUUUGAGCUUUCUGAGUAUGGGAAGCGUUCUUCGCCACAUUGUUGAAUCUAACCUGUCAUCUCCAUACCGUUGAAACGGACUGCGGAAGAAAUCUUUUUUUCUGGCCAUUAUUUAUUUAUUAUGAUGGUGCUUUAGAGGUAAUGCUUUAAUCAUUCGUCUGUAAGGAAGCACAUCUUAAGAAAGGACGUCGAGUGGUAGCUAUUUAUUUUGAUUCGUCUUUGGUGUAUUGAUGUGAGAGUUAGCCUGCUAUGUGGGAGGUUUCGCCGUCCUGCUCCUUAUUGUCGGGGCGGAUUUUUCUCGUUUCACACUCACUGGCUCGCGGGUCUGCCUGGAAGAUAUCAUCUGAUUAAUUUUUAAUCUGAAUGCAUCUGCACGGAGAAGGCGCAAAAGGGGGAAAACAACGGAUCACCAGAGAAGGAGGCAGAAAAGAGGGGAAGCGAGAGGGAAGAAUGAAUGAGUCUCACUGAGCCAAGGAGGCAGGAGAUCGGAGGAAACCAGGCUCUCCCAGACAGAGAGGGCGUGAGUUUCCACUCUGCCCCGCCCACUGACCACUCCUAAACCUCACCCCCAGCAUGGCGCUGCCCCUCUGGAUCCUGUGGACCUGUGCUGUCACUCUCAGCAACAUCGCCCCCUCUGCUCAAGCUCUGAGCCGCUCAGCCAUGCCCUUUGGCCUCAUGCGGAGGGAGCUGGCGUGCGAGGGCUACCCCAUCGAGCUGCGCUGUCCCGGGAGCGACGUCAUCAUGAUCGAGACCGCCAACUACGGCCGCACCGACGACAAGAUCUGCGACGCUGACCCCUUCCAGAUGGAGAACGUGCAGUGCUACCUGCCCGACGCCUUCAAGAUCAUGUCUCUGAGGUGUAACAACCGCACCCAGUGCGUGGUGGUGGCGGGGUCUGACGUCUUCCCUGACCCCUGCCCUGGGACCUACAAGUAUCUGGAGAUCCAGUACGAGUGUGUUCCCUACAAAGUGGAUCAAAAAGUCUUUGUGUGUCCUGGGACUCUCCUGCGGGUGCAGGCAGCCAGCUCGGUGCAGGAGGCGGAGCAUCAGUCUGGAGCGUGGUGUAAGGACCCCCUGCAGUCGGGGGACCGGCUGUACGUCAUGCCCUGGACGCCCUACCGGACCGACGUGCUGUACGAGUACGCUUCCUGGGACGACUUCCAGCAGAACCGAGCCACCACCACGUACAAGCUGCCGAACCGUGUGGACGGGACGGGCUUCGUGGUGUACGACGGUGCCGUGUUCUACAACAAGGAGAGGACCCGAAACAUUGUCAAGUACGACCUGCGCACCCGCAUCAAGAGCGGCGAGGCCAUCAUCGCCAACGCCAACUACCAUGACACCUCGCCCUACCGCUGGGGCGGCAAGACGGACAUCGACCUGGCCGUGGACGAGAACGGGCUGUGGGUCAUCUACGCCACCGAGUCCAACAACGGCAGGCUGGUGGUCAGCCAGGUGAACCCGUACACCCUGCGCUUCGAGGGCACCUGGGAGACCAGCUUCGACAAGCGCCUGGCCUCCAACGCCUUCAUGGCGUGCGGGGUGCUGUACGCCGUGCGCUCCGUGUACCAGGACGAUGACAGCGAGGCGGGCGGAGACCUGGUGCUGUACGCCUACAACACCAACCGUGGCCGCGAGGAGUCCGUGCACAUCCCCUUCCCCAACCCCUACCAGUACGUCUCCUCCAUCGACUACAACCCCCGCGACAACCAGCUGUACGUCUGGAACAACUACAACGUGCUGCGCUACCCACUGGAGUUCGGGCCCCCUGACCCCACAGCCGACCCCCUCAGUACAACACAGUUGUCCAGCACGCCAGCAGUCAGGAUGUUCACACCCACCGUCCCCCGCAGCUCCAGCCCCUCCACGCCCCGCCCACUGCCGCCAACGUCUCACCCCAUUGGUGCCAUCAACAAGGGGCCGGACUUACGGCCAAUCACGGCCACGGUACCAGUGACGCGCCGGCCGCCGCGGCCCCCGCAGGGUGUGGAGGUGCACAUGUGCGAGAGCCGGGAAGCACGGGGAGUGCUGUGGCCCUCCACCCAGCGCGGAGAGACCGUCGACCGGCCCUGCCCCAAAGGCUCUCUGGGCAUCGCCUCCUUCCAGUGUCUCUCCAGCCCGGUGCUGUGGAACCCUCGAGGCCCCGAUCUCAGCAACUGUACCUCCCCAUGGGUCAACCAGGUAGCGCAGAAGAUAAAGAGCGGGGAGAAUGCGGCGAACAUCGCGGCGGAGCUGGUGAACCACACUCGGGGGCGGAUCCACGCCGGUGACGUCAGCUCCUCUGUCCGCCUCAUGGAGCAGCUCCUGGACAUCCUGGAUGCGCAGCUGCAGGCCCUGCGUCCCGGCAACAAGGAGUCCGCCGCCCGCAACUACAACAAGCUACAGAAGAGGGAACGCACCUGUCGGGCUUACAUCCAGGCUGUGGUGCAGACAGUGGAUAAUCUGCUGCAGCUGGAGGCCCUGGAGUCCUGGCAGGACAUGAACAGCACAGAGCAGGCCCACACGGCCACCAUGCUGCUGGACGUCAUGGAGAAGGGCGCCUUCCUGCUGGCCAACAACCUGUAUGACAACCGCUUCACUGACCGGGCCACCAACAUCGACCUGGAGGUGUACGUGUUGAACACAGAGAUGGAUCUGCAGGACCUGUCCUUCCCUCAAUCCUACCCCAGCGACAGCAGCAUCCAGCUCUCUGCCUCCACAGUCAAACAGUACAGCCGAAACGGUCAGGUGAAAGUGGUCUUUGUUCUCUACAAGAACCUGGGCCUCUUCCUGUCCACAGAGAAUGCCACAGUGAAGAUGGAGGUGGAGACAGGCGGGGGGCCAGGUCGCGCGGGGGGGGCGGGUCUCGCUGUCAACUCUCACAUCAUCGCAGCCUCCAUCAACAAGGAGUCGAGUCGCGUGUUUCUGACCGAACCUGUGGUCUUCACCCUCAGACACCUGCAGCUGGAGAACCACUUCAGCCCAAACUGCUCGUUCUGGAACUACUCGGAGCGCUCCAUGACGGGUCAGUGGUCUUCCCAGGGCUGCCGUCUGCUGGAAACCAACGACACCCACACCACCUGCUCCUGCAGCCACCUCACCAACUUCGCUGUGCUGAUGGCCCACCACGAACCGGCGUACCCGGGACGGAUGCACGAGCUGAUCCUGUUUGUGAUCACCUGGGUGGGCAUCGUCAUCUCCCUGGUGUGUCUGGCCAUCUGCAUCUCCACCUUCUGCUUCCUGCGGGGCCUGCAGACCGACCGCAACACCAUCCACAAGAACCUGUGCAUCAACCUCUUCAUCGCCGAGCUCCUCUUCCUCAUUGGCAUUGACAAGACACAGUACCACAUCGCCUGUCCAAUUUUUGCGGGUCUCCUGCACUUCUUCUUCCUGGCUGCAUUCUGCUGGCUGUGUCUGGAGGGGGUGCAGCUGUACCUGAUGCUGGUGGAGGUGUUUGAGAGCGAGUACUCCCGUAAGAAGUACUAUUACCUGUGCGGAUACUGCUUCCCGGCGCUGGUGGUGGGAAUCUCUGCCGCCAUCGACUACCGCAGCUACGGAACCAAGAAAGCGUGCUGGCUGCGGGUGGAUAAUUACUUCAUCUGGAGCUUCAUCGGCCCUGUGUCCUUCGUCAUCAUGCUGAACCUGGUGUUCCUGAUGAUCACUCUGCACAAGAUGGUCCGCAACUCCUCCGCUCUCAAACCAGAUUCCAGUCGUCUUGACAACAUCAAGUCCUGGGCUCUGGGGGCCAUUACUCUGCUCUUCCUCCUCGGUUUGACCUGGGCGUUCGGCCUCCUCUUCAUCAACGAGAACACGGUCAUCAUGGCAUACCUCUUCACCACCUUCAACGCCUUCCAGGGCAUGUUCAUCUUCAUCUUCCACUGCGCCCUGCAGAAGAAGGUGCAUAAGGAGUACAGUAAGUGUCUGCGUCACUCCUACUGCUGCAGCCGCACCUCCACCACCAGCUCCCACGGCUCGCUGAAGAGCUCCGCCCUGCGGGCCAACAACCGCUACUACACAGGCAGCCAGGCACGCCACGCCUCCGCCCACAGACAGAGUCGCAUUCGCAGGAUGUGGAAUGACACUGUACGCAAGCAGACAGAAUCAUCCUUCAUGGCUGCAGACAUGAAUAACACCCCUACAUUAAACCGUGCCUCCAUGGGGAAUCACCUGCUGACAAACCCUGGGCUACAAUCGCGCUCUGGCUCCUCCCCCUACAACACCCUGCUGGCCGAAACCUUCAACCCCCCCUCUCCCGGCGUCUUCAACUCCACGGGGACCUUCCGAGACCCAAAGAGCACUCUCUCUAAGGCCCGGGAUACCUGUGGGAUGGAGACACUUCCCCUGAAUGGAAACUUCAAUAACAGCUACUCCCUGCGCAGUGUGGGGGGUGGCGGCAUCGGUGGGGCCUGUGACUUCCUGGGGGGAGGAGUCGGAGGUGGGGCCAGGGGCGCGGACAGCCCCCCUCCCCUGCUGAACCCCCGGGGGGCGGAGACCCUUGGCGGGGGCGGGGUCAGGCGGAACCUAUCGGACGCGGCGGCCUUUGAGAAGAUGAUCAUCUCAGAGCUGGUGCACAACAACCUGCGUGGGGGCGGGGCUGGGGGCGGGGCCACCGGGGAAAGGGUGGGCAGCCUGGCGAGGGGCCGGGUGGUGGCCGGGUUACGGGGUGGGGCUGACCCGGGCGCGGACGAGGAGGAGGGCUUCCUGUCGGGGGAGGCGCGGCCGACGCCGGACGUGCAGCUGCUGUACAAGGCCCUGGAGGAACCCCUGCUCCUACAGCGUGCCCAGUCCGUGCUGUACCAGAGUGACCCCGACGAGUCCGAGAGCUACACCCCCGACCUCACCGAGAGCCUGGAGGCGGGCGCGGGAGAGAGGCCGGGCGAGCGGGACUCCCUGUACACCAGCGUGACCAACCUGCGGGACUCGCCCUACCCCGACAGCAGCCCCGAGCCGCUGGAGGUGGUGCCCCGCUCCGCCCAGCCCCCGCAGGAGCUGUACUACAGCUCAGGCCGUCCCGCACUGGGCUCCCGCGGCGGGCCAUUGCACACCUUCCACCAGGCCCCCGCCCGGAGGCCCAGCGGGGAGAGCUACCUGGGGCAGGGGGGCGCCGAGCCCGCCCACGGCGAGGGGGACGGACAGAUGCAGCUGGUCACCAGCCUGUGACUAGGACGGUGGUGACCACAGCAGCGAGGUUGAGGAGGAGGGACUUGCGUUUGGCCAACGCCCACACUGCUGCCCGAGGUUUUUUCAGUUGAAAGACAAGGAAAUGCACCUGCAGUUACUGAGAAUGUUCAGGAGUUUACCCACAAUGCCCCUUGCUUCUCCCCCACAGCGCCUCCUUAACCCCCCCUCCACAGCCUUCACCGCAAAAAUCCUCCCCCUGGGUUUUCAUUUCACUCCUUUCAUCUUUCUUUUUUCCUCAGAAUUCAUUUCCCUCUUUUUGCUCAUUGCACUCAUUAUUUACUCCAAAAAAAAAAUCCUUUUCAGUGUGGCGCAUGAGAGUGGAGUGAUACCAGCUGAACAAAGUGAACACUGAUAAAGAAAAAGGUAAAAAUGACCUGAAAGUGAGGUGAAAGGAAUGGACAGAGGGACGAGGAGACAGGACAGGGGACUGCAUCUCUCUGCCACGGGAGACGACCUGCAGGACUGACCUGACCGGGCUGAGAGGAAGACUGUGGCCUGCUCUGGACCCACGUUUGAGCCGAGAAGACCACAAAGGACAUCACCCCCCUCCCCCCUCCCCCCUCUCCUCUUCACAGAUCCAAAAACCUGAGGAAAAAGAGGAGCGGAAUCCCCUUUCCCACCUUCCAAGCGCCCCCACCUCCCAUCGGCAGACUUUUUCAGGUAAAACUGGACACUUCACCUGUGUGUUGUCACAGCAACGAGGAUUCUUAUCGCUGCAGCUUACUACUCCAGCUAUUAUUCUACUUCAGCCUUGUAAAUAGGAGUCAAAUGAAAAAGAAAAGCAACAAAAAAGAAACAAAAAUAUGAAAAAGAAUUUCUUGUAUUGCAACAAAAGUACAAAAGAGGACAUGUACAGGAGUUUGGUACUUGAAAGACACCCCUUCCUCCCCUUCCCCCCUUCCCUCUCACUUUCAUCCC